AGUGCCCACAUAGCUGCUCGGCGCGGAGGAAAAGACUCGCUCAGACUCACCGCUCAUCGUCAUGGCGACGUCGUCCAAGUCGUCAGGGACCUGCACCAAGCUGGCGCUGGUGCUGUUGACGCUGUGGUCCGUCGUCUCGCUGGUGGUCAUCGUGGUGUGGUCCACGUCUCCGGACCUGAAGGGCUCGGCCCGCUGCCGCCAGGAGUUGCAGGAGAACACGGAGAAGUUGGAGGGGGCCAAGGUGGUGUGGGCCAAGAACAGGGAGGCGCUGGAGGCGCAGCUGGAGGAGGCCAGGCGCCAGCAACAGCUCCAGGAGGUCCGCAUGGCCGCGCUCCUGGGACGACUGGAUGCCGCCAACGCCACUCUGGAGGCCUGCCGUGGCCAGAAGGCCGUCCUCCUGGCCAACAUCAGCAUGCUGCAGGAGGAGGCGGAGCAUCGGAUGCAGGCGCAGGUCAACCUGACAGUCCAGCUGCAGCAUCAAGAAGAGCUGGCGGAGGCGUUGCAGCACAACCUGACUCAGGCCGAGCAUCGCACCGAGGCGUGCGUCAGCCUUAAGGCGGCCGCCGACAGCCUCGUCACGGCAGCGCAGGCGCAGACGCGUGCCUGCGAGGCCAACCAGAAGUACCUGCACAAACAGCUACUGAAGUGUAAAGAGACGGAAUCAAAAGCACCCGCGCCGCCACAGACGCAGAAGGACCCGGUCAACUCCAACGCCAUGUCGCUUGCCGCCAUGCCGGCUGUGACGCUGCUGGCGUUCUGUGCCCGCCUCCUGAUGACAUGACGGGCCUGAGCAGCAACGACAUGACAGCGAACACUGAGGUCCAGGACGAGGGCGGAGCCUGGAGAGACUGCUGUACACAACACACACACGCACACACACACGCACGCACGCACGCACACACACACACCAGGCCAAGGAGACAAGGUUGCUGCUCGCAACUUCCUGCUUGCUAACCUGCAGAGACACUUUGCUGCCACCAGAGACCGUGUUGAGUCAUGAACCCAGGCUCAGGUUUAUAACAGAUCCAUCAGCCACAGUGACUGUACAGUGCCUCUAGUGGCCACACCGAGUAUUACAACACUAGACCAAACGUCUAUUUAAUUCACCCCAAGCUGUAAACAUUACGUUGGCGUUCAGUCUGUCAUUAAUCGCUGAUUGUAACUUUUUAUUCACACCAGUUUGCUUCACGAGACUUUGAAUGCUUUAUUUCGAAACGCACCAUUGUAACAUUUUAAUUAAAACACAGUAAGUUUGCUUCAUGAGACGUUUAAUGCUUUAUUUCGAAACGCACCAUUGUAACAUUUUUAUUAAAACAAGACACUAAGUUUGCUUCGUGAGACUUUUAAUGCUUUAUUUUGAAACGCACGGUGCCGCCUUUUUCCCCAUCAUGCACUUUGUUUUGUAACCAAUGAACACAUGGAUUAUUAGAUAUUGCAGACAAUGAUCUUAUGCAUAUAGAUGCGGUGACAAAUAAACGUUUUGAACACA
Nerophis ophidion (straightnose pipefish) is the source of this 1489-nucleotide messenger RNA. RefSeq lists its product as uncharacterized. The record is from RefSeq and is a predicted model, not a curated record. Lineage: Eukaryota; Metazoa; Chordata; Actinopteri; Syngnathiformes; Syngnathidae. The transcript has 5 exons. Bases 62 to 781 code for a protein of 239 amino acids.